This is a messenger RNA of Lathyrus oleraceus (garden pea), 1266 nucleotides long. RefSeq names its product beta-carotene isomerase D27, chloroplastic. The record is from RefSeq and is a predicted model, not a curated record. The coding region runs from base 175 to 948 and encodes 257 amino acids. Gene Ontology annotation, cellular component: plastid. Gene Ontology annotation, biological process: strigolactone biosynthetic process. The transcript has 8 exons. Gene Ontology annotation, molecular function: iron ion binding; cis-trans isomerase activity. Lineage: Eukaryota; Viridiplantae; Streptophyta; Magnoliopsida; Fabales; Fabaceae.
AAAAAAACUAUUAUCCAACCAAACGCAAAGAGCAGAAUCUGGAGCAUGAAGUUUGUGUGAAUAUGCUAUUCAUACCUUUCUUGUUUCUUAUAUCCCUCUCUCACUCCUUCUUUUCUUAUCAACAUUUCAAACCAAUUUCCAUUCCCUAUUACCCUCUCAAACCAACAUUCACAAAUGGAAGCCAACGUUUUCAGGCAAAACGGAAUUUCAAAACUAACUUCUUCAACAAAUUACAAUCUCAUCAAACAUAAACCUCAACAUCCACCUUCUGUAGUUUCCGUGCUCAGAAACACUUCAAAUCGUAACAUUAAUGAAGAAUCAACGAACAAUAGUACUAGCACUGUCUACAAAGAUAGUUGGUUUGAUCUCGUAGCAAUAAACCAUUUAUCAAAAAGUGUUCAAGCUGCCACAGGAAUUAGAAACGAUGAAAGUGGCUAUGAGAGUCUUGUUGAGGCCGCUAUUAUGGCGAAACAGAAAUUUAAUUCUACUCAGCAGCAAGAGGUUAUCAUUCAAGCUCUGAAUAGACUCUUUCCUGAGUCAGUAUUUUUAUUGAUAAGGAAACUGCUACCACCAUGUAAAUUCACAAGGGAACACUUUGCCAUUUUCACCACUUUGUUUUUUAGUUGGUUACUUGGGCCAUCUGAGGUUAGAGAAUCAGAGAUCAAUGGAAGAAGAGAAAAAAAUGCAGUCUAUGUCAAAAAAUGCAGAUUUUUAGAGGAGACAAAUUGUGCAGGGAUGUGUAUUAAUCUAUGCAAAAUUCCAACUCAAACGUUUAUAAAGAACACUCUCGGUAUGCCGGUGAACAUGAUACCAAAUUUUGAUGACAUGAGUUGUGAGAUGAUAUUUGGGCAGGAUCCUCCAUCAUCAACUGAUGAUCCAUCACUAAAUCAACCAUGCUAUAAACAAUGCAAGGCAUAUAAAAGUCAUGAAACAAACUGCCUCAAUUAAUUCAGAGGGUUUCAGGGCAGCAAGGAUGGAACAAGAAUGUUGUCUCCCACAUUUUGUAUACAGCCAAAACUUAGACUCAUCAGCCAUAGUUUCUUUCAUUAAGAAAACAACUAAGUGCUCCAACGGACUUGAAGCCAAUCAUUAGCCAGUGGAAUUCUAUCAUAUUAGUAGUUUCAAAGUUUAUUUUUGGCUUUUAAAUAUCAAAUAUGUAAAAGCAUAAGUGACUAAUAGAUCCAAAGUUUAUUUGUAUGAAAGGCAGGUGUCUCUUUCCAAUGUUUAUAGAACCUUAUGCUAUUUUACGGUUUUGAAAAAAUUGUC